Molecule: messenger RNA, 1997 nt
Organism: Dendronephthya gigantea
Lineage: Eukaryota; Metazoa; Cnidaria; Anthozoa; Malacalcyonacea; Nephtheidae
Product: BTB/POZ domain-containing protein 2-like
Exons: 2
Coding region: 53-1162 (369 amino acids)
Biological process (GO): neurogenesis
Cellular component (GO): cytosol
Molecular function (GO): protein binding
Source: RefSeq, a predicted model, not a curated record
UUUCCUUGAACUGACCAUUUGUUUCUUACAACUUUUUGGUUCUAAAGUGAAUAUGGUUUCUUUAUAUUCACGCGGUAAUCUGAUUUUGGCGCAGUGGUUGUUAGUGUUCUUAAGAUGGAAAGAGUAUUCUGUUUGUAGCCAAGUCAUCGAGAAGAAAUCUCGCGCGGAGAAACUGUAUACUAAGACUACUGUGUUUGAUAGAAUUAGUUAUCUCUACAAUAAUUCUAUCAUGAGCGAUAUGAAUUUAACCUACGGUGAAAAGGGGCCAGGUGAAAUUUUCUUCGCUCAUAGAUGUAUAUUGGCAGCGGUUAGCCCCGUAUUUUAUGAAAAAUGUUAUGCGGAAUCUUCGAUGAACAAUAUAUCAAGUAUACAUUUGGCAGACAUGAGCGGAGCAACCUUUGCAGGGUUGUUGUCUUUCGUCUAUAAAGAUGAAUGUCCGACGGAUGUGGACAAAGCUUUCGAAGUACUGAGAUUGGCAUUGCAAUAUAAGGUUUUUUCUUUUGUUGAUGCUUGUCAGGAAAAUUUAUUGCCAAAAAUCACGGCAGAAAAAGGAUUUGAGUUGCUGGAAUUACUUAUAGAGUCACAAGCGGAAGCGUUGGUAAAUGCUAGCUGGCAGCUGAUAGACAGAAACCCAAGCGAUUAUUUCACGUCAGAUCAUUUUCUGAACAUCAACCAAGCUACCAUGGAUGCAUUGUUAGCACGUGAAACACUCUGCAGUGACGAGAUGACGAUAUUCCAAGGCGUAAUGAGAUGGGUGGACAAUCAGUGUAGGCUACAAGAUAUUCAGUUAACCCGUGAAAACAGGAGAAAGAUUCUCGGUGAUUCAAUUUAUAAAAUACGGUUUUUAGCAAUGCAGCAGAGUGAAUUUAUCCAAAAAGUUGGUGGAGAACUGCUCACAGAUCUUGAAGUUAUUGCCAUAGUGAAAUUUAUGAAUGGGAUCGAGGUCCCAGACUUAGCAUGGAAUUCGACUUUGUUAAAACGUAGGGGCUCAUGUGGAUAUUGGUUUUUGAGCGCUAGAUUUUGGCUUGUUAUAGGAACAAUAUUGAUAUGUAUAAUAGGAAGCGUAGUCUGCUUUAAUAACAGGGUAAGGCCGGUGCCACCCUAUCAAGAGAGGGUAAGGGGAAAUAUGGAGAAAAACCCCUAUAGGUAUCGAAAUUGGUAGCCCAAUCGAUAUCGGUGCACCAGGCAUGCAAUGCAGGGUCGUUGCUAGACAGCUUAGUUGGGGGGGAGGGGGUGUAUUCAUCAGUGGCGGUUUCAGUGUUAGGCAGAAUAAAUUACUACAGGGUGUCUCAAACGAGCUUUACUAAGUUCUUUGUUUGCGGUAUUCGAUAUUUGUCGAAGGAAGAGUUGGCAACGUUUUGUGAAUUAGAUUCCAAUGGGAGACCAAGAGCUACUCCUGCAAAGGAACUGUCUGAGCUACUGUCCUUAAUCAAUGUCGGAAUAGAAUUGAACCAGUGGGGCUAACAAAACUGUUUGCCAGAAUGCCAGAAAAAGUUGAUUCCCACUCAGUGGGACUGUUCUAAUAUUUUGUAUGACCUCUUUUACGUUUCAAAACAGCUUUGACUUUUUCUGGCAUAGAUUGAAUCAGUUUUGUUAGCACUACUGGUUCAAUUCUAUUCCAACAUUGUUUAAGGACGGUCCACUGGUUUUCUUUAUAUUUUCUUUCCAUCUUCCUUUGCUGGAGUAAAACUCUUGGUCUCCCAGAUUGAAUACGAACCUGCUUCGUAAAACGUUUUCAACUUUUCCUUCGGCACAUGUAUAAAUAACGCUGAGACAUCCCACAUCAAAAAGAAAAAUCCGCAUUUCUUGUAAAAUUUAAAUACCAUACAUACAAAUUAAACAUAGAUAUCAUUUAUUGUCAGAAAACACAGAUUUCGUUUAUUGUCAAUUAAAUUAAAUUAUCAACUGGAUCGACUCUAACUUUUUACUUCCACUGUAUAAAAUUUGUGGCUUUAAAUUAAUUCAAUUCAAUUUGUAGUCAGCGCUACAUAGCAUGC